Messenger RNA from Endocarpon pusillum Z07020, 1731 nucleotides. RefSeq lists its product as uncharacterized. The record is from RefSeq and is a predicted model, not a curated record. Lineage: Eukaryota; Fungi; Ascomycota; Eurotiomycetes; Verrucariales; Verrucariaceae. The transcript has 3 exons. Bases 1 to 1731 code for a protein of 576 amino acids.
AUGCCUGUGGCUAUGGGCCCGUCUUACCUUUCGAGUCCUGAUAUGCAGUCGGCUGUCUUUCCGGACCGUCUUAUCCGUCCGCUUCCCAAACGCUCUCUCAAAUCUCGGCUCUCGCAGGAAGCGGCCGAGGCAAUACCUUUCCCACCAAAUCCACCUUCCUCUAGCUUUCCCGCUUACAAUCAAUAUGGAGAACAUGGCGAAUACGUGAAUGAUAGCAAGGUCCUUGUGCAGCAGGAUGAUGAGUACUGCGAUCACGAUCAUGACGACGAUCACCACCAUCAUCACCAUCACCACCAUUGUCAUGACCACGACCACGAUGAUCACCACUAUCACCAUCAUCAUCAUCAUCACGAGGUAGAUGAGGAUGUAGAGUCUAUUGAAGAUGAAGAUCGCAAUCCUGCCGCUGUGCGUAGGAUGAUGGCAUACAGAGAGAGUCCUGCGUCGUCAAGGGCAACUCGACAUUCUCGUCACGCGGCCAGUAAAGCAAGCUAUUCGGGAUCAGAUGGCUAUGAUGCGUUUGAGAACACCAACAACAAAAAGAAACGCAAGAUACCCACGUCUGGAAGUGUGGGAUUGCAUCAGUCAAGUCUGUCUGCCGAACUCGCACAUCUCGGACUUCACAGCUCACGAAGCGACCUGGCCGUUGCGCAAGAUGACGGUGCGGCAGACGGACAAUACCAGGCAUCUGCCUCGUACCCCGGUAACACGCUUUCAGGCAGUGGUAGAGCCCGGUAUGGGAAGGACUUAGGCCGCCGUGUUGGCGGACGCACCCCGCUAGGUGUCUCAACCAACAAUUCCAACUUGAGGCCCAGCAGUUUUAGUGGCACUUCAGCGAAAGACGGUAUCAGGUCAUCAGAUCAAGGUAUCAUUUCAGCAGCAAUUGCCAAUGCCACCGCUCUCUUGCGAAAACCGCUUCAAAAAGGUCAGGAAAACAUUGGAGUUCUGGACCAGCAGCUGAAGGCCUCCCCCACCAACACACAAUUUACAUUCACCUGCGAGACGGAUGCUGCCAAGGGUGUCACCUUCCCAGAACAGAGCCUUUAUUCGGCAGGAUAUGCUCAACGGGCGGCUAACAUCCCAACCACAACUUCAGCCAGCGGCCAUGUGCCUGGCACGCCGGGUACUUAUGCAAAUUCUGGAACGCAGUCUGCCAACGGGCCAAUGUCCCAGUCAACUGCAUCACAAACCAUGCCCCAUGUGCCUGGUCAAGGCAAGAAACCACGCCGGCGCAGAGGAGACGUUUAUGUUCUGGCUGCUCGUCAGCGGCGCCUGCAGCAAGAGUACGCUAACCUCCACCACCCACCAGGCUCGGAAGAUAUUUGGAUAUGUGAGUUCUGCGAGUACGAGAGCAUUUUUGGUGUGCCUCCUUUGGCUUUGAUCAGACAGUACGAGAUCAAGGACCGGAAAGAGCGCAAGCGAUUAGCGGAGAAGCGACGUCUCUUGGAGAAGGCAAAGAUGAAAGGUCGGAAGGGCAAAAAGCAGACCAAAAAUGCUGCCAAGGCUGCAAAUGGGGUCAAUCAGCAGCAUCUCAACCAGCAGACUUACGAUUCGCGACCCCUCGAUCAGCUUGGUGGGGAGGAUUAUCUGGACGAUGGGUACGACGAUGACUCUAUACCGUUGCCAGCGCCACCCCCUGCUCCGCUCAAACAAUCUAUGCCUGGAGCCUACGAUGCAACAAUGGGACGAUAUCAAGCUGCCGCAGGCUCAGGGAAAGGAAUCGAAGCGGGAUGA